Molecule: messenger RNA, 2587 nt
Organism: Melospiza melodia melodia
Lineage: Eukaryota; Metazoa; Chordata; Aves; Passeriformes; Passerellidae
Gene: GCC1
Product: GRIP and coiled-coil domain containing 1
Exons: 3
Coding region: 46-2283 (745 amino acids)
Cellular component (GO): Golgi apparatus
Source: RefSeq, a predicted model, not a curated record
GGCGGAACCGGCCGGAGGCGAGGGGGAACCGGGGGUUCCCCCGCCAUGGAGAAGUUCGGGAUGAACUUCGGGGGCGGCCCCAGCAGGAAGGAGCUGCUGGAGACCAUCGAGACGCAGAAGCAGCAGCUCCUGCGCUUCCAGGCGCGCCUCAAGGACGUCGUCCACGCCUACAAGAGCCUGCUGAAGGAGAAGGAGGCGCUGGAAGCCAGCCUGAAGGCGCUCUCCGUGUCCCACGACGGGGAGCUGCCCGUGCCCCCGCCUGCAGCCACGGACUCCCCGGAUGACCGGAGCUCGGAGCACAGCGAGGACAGCGCGGGCACGGCCGCCAGCGCGGACACCGCGGCCAGCCCGCCCGGGGGGGACGAGGAGGACAGACCCGCGGGCGGCCCCUCCCCGAGGGCCGAGGAGCCGAGCGGCGCCGAGGGCGGGGAGCCGAGCGCCGGCGAGCCCGAGCGGCGGCUGCAGCAGCUGAAGGCGCAGCUGGCCACGCUGACGGGCGCGCUGGCCACCGUGACGCAGGAGAAGUCGCGCAUGGAGGCCUCGUACCAGGCGGAGCGGCGGCAGAUGAAGCAGGAGCUGGAGGAGGUGGCGGCGCGGGCGCGGGCCGAGGCCGAGCGGCUGCAGGAGCUGCAGGAGCAGCUGGCCCAGACCCGCGGCCGCCUCCUGGAGCAGCAGCGCGAGCGGGAGCGCGAGCAGGGCGACCACGGGCUGAUGCUGCGCGAGCUGCAGGAGCUGCUGCGCGCCGAGCGCGACGGGCGCCGCGCCGCCGAGCAGGAGCUGCAGCAGGCCCGGGAGGCGCUGGCCGGCACCGCCGGCACCGCGGAGCGAGCCCAGGGCCACGAGCAGCAGGCGCGGCAGCUGAGCCAGGAGCUGGAGGAGCUGCGCAGGGAGCUGCAGGGCGUGCGAGAGGAGAGCGGCAGGGCCGACCCGCGGAUCCAGGAGCUGCAGGAGGAGAUGGCCGGCCUCAAGAACCACUUCCAGCUGCAGCUGGUGCAGGAGAUGAAGAAGACAGCCCAGGCCGAGGAGCAGCUGCGGCAGCGCUCGCAGCGGGAGGAGCAGCGCGUGGCCGAGCUGGAGGCCCAGGUGUCCCAGGUGUCCGAGCUGCUGGGCACCUACGAGAAGGCCAAGCAGAGGGACCAGGCCACCAUCCAGAGGCUCAAGGACCGCAUCGUGCAGCUGGACCUGGAGAACAAGACCUUGGCCAUCGCCGCCUCCAGCCGCUCCCUGGGCGAGGUGGCUGUGGAGGAGGCCACCCUGGACGUGAGCGUGCUCAAGGAGAAGAUGGAGAAGCUGCGGAAGCUCCUGCAGGCGGCGGCCGGGAAGGGCGCGGAGGCGGAGGAGCCGCAGGAGCCGGAGCCGUCCCCGAGCGGUGGGGACGGGGACAAGGCCCCGGGCGGGCACUGCCAGCAGGAGCUCAGGCAGCUCAAGGAGGAGUUUGAGCGCUACAAGGUGCGGGCGCAGCAGGUGCUCAAGAGCAAGGCCAGCAAGGACGUGGGGCUGGCCAGGGAGCUGGAGGAGGCGCGGGAGCAGCUGGCGGAGCUCCAGGACAAGCACGUGCUGCUGCAGCUGGCCGCGGACGACGCGGAGAAGCGGCACCGGCAGGAGCUGGAGGCCCGGAAGCAGGAGCUGUCCCAGCUGCAGCAGCUGCACCGGCAGGAGCUGGAGCGGUGCCAGCUGCAGUUCCGGGAGCGGGCGCUGCGCCUGGAGGAGGAGAUGCACAAGCAGCGGGACCGGGCGCUGGCCGUGCUGGCCGAGAAGGACCGGGAGCUGGAGCAGCUCCGCGCCCUCGCGCUGCCCCACGGCCCCAAGGGCUCCCGGGAGGGCGGGCCCGGCCCCGGGGACGCUCCCAGCCAGGACUCCUCGGAGAUCCUGCCCCAGGAGCUGCAGCUGUGCUCCGGCUCCGAGCCCACCUUCUUCCUGUACGCGGAGCAGCUGGCGCGCAAGGAGGUGGAGAUCGCGGCGCUGCGCAAGCACCGGCACCGGCUGGAGGUGCAGCUGCACCAGCUGCAGGGCAGGGCCCUGGCCGAGGAGGACCGGCACCGCGAGGAGGUGGCAGCGCUGCGGGACGAGAUCCAGAAGAACUGCCGCGAUAAGAGCAGGGAAGGAGCCAACCUGGAGUACCUGAAGAACGUGGUGUACCGGUUCCUGACGCUGCCGGACGCGCGGGGCCGCCAGCAGACGCUCACGGCCAUCCUGGCCAUCCUGCACUUCAGCCCCGAGGAGAAGCUGAGCAUCGCCAAGAGCUCGGCCCACGGCUCCUGGUGGCCCCACGGGAAGAGAUGAGGGCUGGGUUUUAUUCCCUUUGCUGUAAGAGCUCCUUCCCGAGGACUGACCAAAACCUCGUCCCAGCCACGCUCGCACCUCUCUGGGAUUUGGGCUCCAGCUGGGGUUCUUAGCACUAACUUGCCAGGAUUUGGGCUCCAGUUGGGGUUCUUAGCACUAACUUGCAGUGAGGUUGUGCCAACUUUUCCAGCCCCAAAGCCUCUGUGGUGGGAAUUUGCUUUGAGUUGAGACUUGAUUUGGAAACCAUGGAAUUGAAGAUGCUGAGGUUUUUUAAAGGUGGUUUAAAAGCAAUCCCUACUUGUCA